CUUACUGACAGGCAAGAGUUUUGAGAUCAUGGUAGGGCGAGGGUUCAGUGCCACUGUUAGGAGUCUUCUUGGCAUGGCCAUUGGGGCCGGGAUCUGUUACUGCGCUUACAGGAUGUUGUUUGCUCGGCAGAGAAAAAAGAAGCAUCGAGACAAAAAGGGAGCAAGCAGGACCAGGGAAAAAGUGCCUGGCCGUGAUCUGCAUGGGGCUCUAACUAAACCAGAAAAUGUCUCAGCAUCAGUAAGUGAUCUGCAACCUCAUCAUCUUGCAAACCUUCUUGAUAUUCUUGUGACCAGCUCAGACUCCUCACUUCAAGAAAAAGUGCUUAUAACAUUGUGUAACAGUGCUGCCUUCUCUGCAAAUCAUGAUAUCAUUCGCAGUUUGGGUGGAAUAACAAUUAUCGCCAAAUCCCUUUCGGACUCCAGUGAACAAAUUAAAGUGAAUGCUUUAAAUGCUCUGAAUAACCUUAGCAUGAAUGUACAAAAUCAAGAACUGAUUAAGGAUUACAUUAAUCAGACAUGUAGUGCCAUAUCAUUAUCCUCCCUAAAUUCUGAAGUUCAGCUGGCUGGUCUAAGAUUGAUAAUUAACAUGUCCGUUACUGAUAAUUACCACAACAUGGUGGCAGAUCACUUGCCGUGCUUUUUGUACCUGCUUGCAGAGGGGAACAACAUUAUCCAGAUUUACACAUUAAAAGUUCUUGUGAAUUUGUCUGCCAAUCCUACCAUGACACAAACUCUCCUCACUGCUAAGGGAUCACAGUCACUUACCUCUCUCUUUGACAGCCGCGUUGACAGAGAAAUACUUGUGAGAGUGCUGAUAUUCGCAGCAAACCUUUCAAAGCAUCUGGGAAGUGGCCAUGGUUAUGCCUUUUUAAUUUGCUAUAUGGAGAUUCAUCUCCACUUCAGAAGGAUAUUACAGCCUUAUUCCAAUAUCCAGAUGUGGAAGUUAAAGAGCAAGUAGUCAGUCUUUUGAUAAAUCUUGCCAGACUGAGACAAUUGUAAUGUGUUUGUGCAAAUAAACUACAGCCCUCCCCUGGUGCUGUGUUUGUGUUGUUUUUCUUCAUUAUUUACAAAGAAUCCAUCAUACUCCGCAGAACAUAAAUGGAAACAAAAAAUAAAACUAGCUGAUUGUAGAACAAUCAGAAGUGGCCCUACUGAUAUGGCUUUUACCUUGUAAAGGAGCAGUGUGGUAACUGGUCCUGUUGCCUGAAUGCUAAUUAGAGAAAGUUCUUAUUUGCUGCUGUGAAUACUUUUGGAACAAGUCAUGUGACUAUUGUGUCAAUGUUUUUAUAGUAACAUAGUAUCUAAAGUUGAAAAAAAAAACAAAUUUUGUCCAAAAGACACAGCUAGUUGAUUUAUAGAGGGUGAAGAAAACUUCAUCUGAAGGCACCUCCAGUUUUGUAUAAGGAUUGACAACAAGUGCAAUUGAACAAUCAACUUUGUACUAAAGAACAAAUUUAUUAAAAUGCAAAUUUGCUAUUUUUUUGUGCAAUUCAAGAAAGUAACAGUAAUAAAAUAAUUUCAGAUUUUUCCCAAACUGAAAAAGGUGUAAAAAAAAUGGAAUGGAAUGGAACAAUACAAUUUAUGUUGUUGUUGAAAAGUCUUUUCCAAGACUGAAUGUUGAGUUUUUUUUCUAUUCAAAAUUGUUUGUAAAUAUGUGGUAUGUAGAGCCUAUGAGUAAGUGCCCUACAAGGCAUGAAACAAGUUAGUCUGCUCUUUUUGUCCUAAUAAAUGAUUAUUUUAAUUUUA
Xenopus tropicalis (tropical clawed frog) is the source of this 1746-nucleotide messenger RNA. RefSeq names its product armadillo repeat containing 10 (gene armc10). Lineage: Eukaryota; Metazoa; Chordata; Amphibia; Anura; Pipidae. The record is from RefSeq and is a predicted model, not a curated record. The transcript is spliced from 6 exons. Bases 29 to 958 code for a protein of 309 amino acids. Gene Ontology annotation, cellular component: axon cytoplasm; mitochondrial outer membrane; mitochondrion.